Alligator sinensis (Chinese alligator) is the source of this 5353-nucleotide messenger RNA. Its product is annotated as blood vessel epicardial substance. Gene Ontology annotation, cellular component: sarcolemma. The transcript has 8 exons. NCBI's taxonomy places the organism in Eukaryota, Metazoa, Chordata, Crocodylia, Alligatoridae. The record is from RefSeq and is a predicted model, not a curated record. The coding region runs from base 4069 to 5163 and encodes 364 amino acids. Gene Ontology annotation, molecular function: cAMP binding.
GCUGCAGCAGGGGCUGGGGUGGGUGGGGACAAGCUUAGCCAUGCCUCUUGUUCCCUGGGCCUCCGCUUGUUCCCAAUCACCCCAGUCCCUGCUGCAGCAGUCCCAGGAACAGCCGACACCAGCUGCUUCAACCGUGGCAUGGCACAGCCCAGGGGCUGGGGUGAGUGAAGACAAGCAGAGCCCCACGAGGUUUGGGACGUGGUGCUCCCGGGGCCACUGCAGCAAGGGCUGGGGUGAGUGGGACCCUGGUCCCACGGCCCUUUCCCAUCCCCCCACAGACUUACCUGCUUGGGGGAGAGGGGAGCAUGCCUAUGCUUGUCACAUAAGAGUGAAUUUACCUUGCACAUAAGAAAUUUUGGGUAUAAAAAGUGUCACUGCAUAAGAGCAAAUUUGCAUAUACAGAACCUGCAUAAAACAAGGGAAACUUGUGUAAAUAAGUGUAUAUAAACUGAUGGGAGCAGUUCCAAGUAUCUUAAUCGGGAGUACAGCUGAAGAUUAAAAAGAAUGAUUUCAAGUCUAAUUAGUACCCCAAAAUAAAGAGUAUAAGCAGGUUGGGGUGCCUGCUGUUGUGCAGGCAGACUGUCCCUUUAAGAACUCUUCAGCCAAUCCAAACAAUAGCCUAUAACACAAACUAUAACCAUUGAUACAUACAAAUGAACAAAGCUCAUCAACCUUUUUGUGGGUGUCAGAAAGGGACCAUAACUCUAGCCCUUCCGAGAAGUGAGCGUCUGGGUUUCAGUCCAUCUCCUGGCUAUAAACUGCUCCUUGCUUUCUCCCUGCUUGGGCUUUUAGCUGCCAGCUAAUCACUGGAACCUGAGCUCCCCCCACCACCCACAGCUGAUAGCCCCAGUUAAAAAAAAAACAGACCAUCCUGCUACAAAGACGUAAAUAACUGGUAACUGGGCACAUCUACACAAGAAUUUUACUGUGGAGCUGCCUAAUUAGCUCUGCAGUAAAUGUCACCUGCAGUAAAUACGUCUGUAUAUGUGCUUCUAUUAGGGCGCACAAAACUUACAAGCUCUGGAGCAGGCUAGUACUUGUAAAUUCUGGGUGCAUAUACACAAGACACUUUACUGCACGCUAGACUAAUGUAAUGCACAGUGAAGCGUCACUGUCUAUAUGUCCAUGGCAUUUACUAUGCAUUAAUCUAAUUAGUACUGCGCUGGUACCAACACAUACAGGUGCUAGACAAAUGGCACAUAAACUAAUAUUCAGUAGCACACGUGUAAACGCUGAUGUCAGGAUGUCAGGCACAAACUGCACCCAGUCAGCCGCACAAGCAGGAGGCCAGCCUCCUGCUUGGGGCAGAGCCACAUAGCUGGCAGUUUCUCCAGCUGUCCCAAGCUAGCUCCCGGACCCCUGGCCUUAUUCCUGGGGCCCGUGCCAGCUGCUACUUGCUCUUGGGCACUGUGCCCAACCAGUGUGGGCAUGUGCAGGCCACAGCAGCCUUGCAGCCCCCAGCUCUGCUCCCUGGGGCUUGUGCCAGCAGCUGUCUGGCGUGUAGCCUCCAUGACUUGCCAGUAUGGGUAUGUGCUAGGCCCUGCAGCCUUGCAUACUCUGGUUCUGCCUCCCAGGACACCACAUAGGCAGAGUCUGUCUCCUGGGCACCAUGCCCCAACCCACAUGAUGCCGACACCCAGAGCCCCAGCCUGAUCCCCCAAGGCCCCUGGCAGCAGCUGCCAUGGCAGCCUCCCCAACACUAAACACAGUGCCCUGGGGCCCCAACUGGAUGGAGCAGGAGUCCAUGGACCUUGUUGCAGUCUGGUGAUGCAGGGGUCCAGCAGCAGCAUAUCUGGGCCACAAGGGCAAAUGCACACAUCUGUGUGCCAUAAGGGCUGUAACAGAGUGCUAUUAAAAUCUGUUAUUUGAGUAAAUGAAAAAGAGAAGUCUACGCUGAAAGCGGAGCCGUGGGGGCAGAAGAAUGACAUCAUCGAGUGUCUCGCCAGAUGAUCAAACACACCUGCAAACAGCUAGAGGUUUCUCCCAACGGGUGAAUGAAAAAUGUGAUAAAAACAGACCCCUGGAAGGGAAAGUGCGAGUGAGAGAUUCGCUGUGAGAGCGAGAAACUCCCUGUGUGGAGCCACAGAGCGAGGAGAGCAUCACCAGAGCAAGCAGGGGACCUGUGGUGGAGGUGGGUGCUUGCCUGUAUACUCACCGGAACGGAUGGUCGUGACUCUGAGGAGUUGGAAGACAGGAUGCAGCAGCUCUGUGGAGAGGAGAGAACAGUUAACAGGUGAGUUUUGGCUGAGAUGCGCUCAUCACCAGAUAUAAAGACUGUUAUAGACUGUAUCAAGAACGUGCUUUCAUGCAAUUAUCUGUGGUUACAAAUUUACUAUAAGUGAAAGAAGAUUGAUGUACAUCAGGGUCGAGGCACUACAAAGACAGCAAUUUAACUUCAUUUGUGGUUAAUCUGUAUUUUUAUCUCCCAUCAAAGGCGUAGCAGGAAAGUGCCCGAAUGAAAUGGGAGUUUACUAUAAUCUCCUGUAACAAGGGCCAUGUCAGACCUCAUGCGGAAGUGUGGCCGCCAGUGCCGUGUGACGAUCAAGGACCUGUGGGCCCAGUGGGUCCAAGUGAUGAACCACAAUUAUCAGUCUGAGGCUGCCUGCAGGUCCAUGCCCUUCAUAUGGCAACUAGACAAGAACCUGAGGGACCCUGGCAAGCCCUGCCUGCUGGAGCCUGCAUCAUGGCUCAGCAAGGAGGAGGACUCACUGCGGGAGGGCCCCUUGGGGCACCAGCACCAGGUCCUGGUGUGCUCCGUGGCCACAGCCUCACCUGGCAACCCAGGCCACCAGUUACCCUGCCAACUACAGCAGCACACCCCAAGCCAGGAGGACAGGCCCCAGCAGUGAGCAGCUCCAGCUCCUCCCCAGAGAGAGCCAUUGCUCGGGCAACCAGGUACCAUGCCUCUGUGCCCCAGGACACUGCAGGCGGCUGGACCAUGUCACUGCAGCCAGGGACUGAGUCCAACCGCUGGGAUUUCCUGCCACUCCUGUCUGGUAAGCUCUGCAUAGAGGGAAGGGCUUGUGGGGGAGAAAGGGAGUGCCACGGCAACCCACGCCCAUGUCGGCUCACCUGCCUACCUCCAAGCUACACGCUUGGAGCCAAGGGCCUCACUGAGUGAGUGGAGGGCCCUCACCUCACCUCCCAACCCUUGCUAGCUAAGCUCCCUCCCUGCCUGCCAGAGUAUCCCCCACCCAACAUGUAGAGAGGCAAAAGACCAGUUAAGGACUUUAUUGAAUGGAGAGCAGCCUCCCAGCUAGGCAACCAGGGGCCUGUUGCAUGCAGAGAAAUUUAUUUGGCAGCAAUGAUUUCCUCAUCCAUGGGGGGUCAAGCACUCAUAGCAUAGGCAGAGAUACCCCUCCAGGCAGCAGCGCACAUUGUGGGGAAAUGUGGGCUUGCAUGAAAUGCAGUCAAAGCUCAGAGCCCCACACCAAGUUCUCAGCUGUGCCUGGGGCACCAUGGCAAUCGGCAGCAGCAGGGCAUAGUGGGUUGGGUACCCCUCUGUGUUCAAACAGCUUGUGGUAUGCCCAGGUGACUCUGACCAGGAGCACACUUGGGGCUCAGGCCAUGCAUGGUGGGGGCCCUGGCCCAGGGCACCUCUAUGGAGAGGGCUGCUGCGGGGAGAGGGAGGCAUCACCCUCCCCUCCAGUAGCGCAGGAGCAAACUGCCUGACUUGCAGAGAGGAGAAGAGAGGGAGUUGUUUCAGGCCCACCGUGGCAGCUGCCAGCAGGAGCCAGCUCUGGCCUGUCCUGGGUAGGGGACAGGGAAGGCAGGCUGCCUGCGGCAAGUGGCCCACCUGCCCCCGCUGUAGGAGAGGGGAUGGAUGACUUGGCUAGUAGACCACCUACAGAAGGGCCUGCCCAGCCAACUUACGAUGGUCCCUGGGCACCUGUGCAAGCACCCCCCUGAACUGAGGCCAGACGGUGCACAGCACCUCCAUACAAUACAUGUUAUCUCCGAAAUGUUGUUGCAAAUACUCACAAGCAGCCUCUCUGUCCUUGUUCUACAGGUCCAGCAGCUGCUUGCAGGGGAGAACCACCACCCACUGGUGGAGAUGCAGCUGUAAAGAUGCUGCCAUCAUCGGCCGGAGCCUUCAAGAUGAAUUCUACAGAAAUUAUUUCACUCACUGUUACCCCAUUAGGUGUUAUUCCAGACUUCAAAAAUGCCACCCUUGUGCCUUUCAAUGAAACUGCAUGUGAAAACUGGAAAGAGAUUCAUCAUCUGGUUUUUCAUGUGGCAAAUACUUGUUUUGCAGCUGGAUUGGUUAUUCCAACUACUUUAAAUUUUCAUAUGAUUUUCCUGCGUAGUUUGCUAACUAUAGGAUGUACAAUGUUUAUUAUCUGGGCUACGUUCUUCCGUUGUGCCGUGGACAUAAUGAUCUGGAAUACAGUAUUCCUGGUGAUCAACUUUUUGCAUUUUAUAUACUUGGUGUACAAGAGAAGGCCGAUCAAAAUUGAAAAAGAGCUCAGUAGUCUUUAUAAGAGAAUGUUUGAACCCCUCCAUGUGCCUCCAGAACUGUUUAAGAGAUUAACUGGACAGUUCUGCAACAUUCAGACUUUAAAAACAGGUCAAGCAUAUGCUGCAGAAGAUAAAACCUCUGUUGAUGAUCAACUAAGUAUUCUCUUAAAGGGAAAAAUGAAGGUCUCUUAUCGAGGGCAUUUCCUGCAUAAUAUUUACCCCUGUGCCUUUAUAGAUUCUCCUGAAUUUCGAUCAACUCAGAUGAACCGGGGUGAGAAAUUCCAGGUCACCAUUGUUGCUGAUGAUAACUGCAAGUUCCUGUGCUGGUCCAGAGAAAGGUUGACAUAUUUUUUGGAAGCUGAACCAUUUCUGUAUGAAAUAUUCAGAUACCUUAUUGGUAAAGACAUCACAAACAAACUCUACUCAUUAAAUGACCCAACAUUAAAUGAUAAGACAUCAAAGCAAAUGGAUCGGCAGCCAAGUCUUUGCUCUCAGCUCUCUGUGAUGCAGAUGAGAAACAGUAUGGCUAGCUCAAGUGACAGUGAGGAUGGUUUGCAGCAGUUUCUUCGUGGGACUUCCUCUGCAUCUUCUCUUCGCCGAGCAUCUCCCUACAUGAGAACUUCAGCAAAAAUGAAACCGAUAGAAGAAAGUGUUGAAGAUGAUGUCUUUGAAGCUUCAUCUUCUACUAAGUCUGAAGUCCAGUGACUGCCUUAAACAGACAUGGCCUCAAACAAGCAGUAGGCUUUGUACUUAUGGCCAAAGGAAGAAGCUUAUUUUGAUGGGAUUAUAAAAACAUUUGUUUUCAGAAAAGAUACCACCCCAUACAUGUCAGUGAUUGCUAGACAAAAACAUUAGUUUUAUUUUUUCUUUCUAAAUAAAAAAGAAGAAAAGCUUA